Molecule: messenger RNA, 333 nt
Organism: Nerophis lumbriciformis (worm pipefish)
Lineage: Eukaryota; Metazoa; Chordata; Actinopteri; Syngnathiformes; Syngnathidae
Source: RefSeq, a predicted model, not a curated record
AUGGCAGGUGUAGUAGCCAAGCGAGAGGGGCCACAGUUCAUCAGUGAAGUGGCGGUGAGGGGCAACGCCGCCGUGCUGGACUACUGCCGCACCUCCGUGUCGGCGCUGUCGGGAGCGACCGCCGGCAUCCUGGGCCUGACGGGACUGUACGGCUUCAUUUUUUACUUUUUGUCCUCGUUCCUCCUGUCUUUGCUGCUUAUCCUCAAGGCUGGACGUCGAUGGAACAAGUGCUUUAAAUCCAGACGGCUGCUUUUCACCGGUGGUCUGGUCGGAGGUCUUUUCACCUACGUCCUCUUCUGGACUUUCCUAUACGGAAUGGUGCACGUAUAUUAA